AUGAAAGUUGACAAAGUGUGCAAGUUAGUGUGCACGUUGGGUGAAAAGAAGAAAUACAUCGUGCACCAUGAAACACUGAAGCUUUACAAAUCUCUUGGGAUUGAAAUAGGGAAGAUUCACCGCAUCCUUAGGUUCGAUGAGAGCCCUUGGAUGAGAGGAUAUAUCGAUUUGAAUACGGACUUACGAGCCCUAGCUCAGAAUGACUUCGAGAAAGACUUUUUCAAGCUAAUGAACAAUUCAUGCUUUGGAAAAACGAUGGAGAACAUUCGGAAACGUGUGGAUGUGAGACUUGUAAACUCGGAAGAGAAGGCGAAGAAGUUAGCGAAUAAGGUUAACUUCAAACACUGCACCAUCUUCUCCGAGAAUCUGUGCGCGAUUGAGAUGAGGAAAACACAAGUUUCCUUCAACAAACCGCUCUAUCUCGGAAUGAGUAUACUCGAUCUCAGCAAAACACUCAUGUACGACUUUCACUACAAUUACAUCAAGCCCAAGUAUGGAGACAGAGCAAAGCUUUGCUUCACGGACACAGACAGUCUCUGCUAUGAGAUUCAGACCGAUGAUUUCUACAAAGAUAUUUCUUCUGACGUGGAGUGUUUGUUUGACAUAAGUAACUUUCCGAAAGAUCACCCUUCUGGGAUACCAAUCGGUGUGAACAAGAAAGUUGUGGGGAUGAUGAAAGAUGAGGCUGGGGGGAAGAUUAUUGAGGAGUUCGUGGGUCUGAGAGAAAAGCUUUACUCCUACAAGAUGCUUGAGGGUAAAGAAGAGAAGAAGUGUAAGGGGGUGAAGACAAGUGUCGUGAAACGUACCAUCAGCUUCGGUGACUAUAAGAAAUGUCUAUUUGGCGGUGGGCCACAGCUUCGGAAGAUGAACACGCUUCGCAGUCGAAAGCAUGCGAUGUUCAUGGAAGAGAUCAACAAAGUCGCUCUGAGCGCUGAGGAUGAUAAGAGAAUCAUUCUACCGGANUUCGUGUAUAUGUACCGAAACGUAACGCAACAAGAAAAACAAGGACAGAGGAAAAACGUCACGGACUAA
Molecule: messenger RNA, 1032 nt
Organism: Stylophora pistillata
Lineage: Eukaryota; Metazoa; Cnidaria; Anthozoa; Scleractinia; Pocilloporidae
Source: RefSeq, a predicted model, not a curated record